AUGGGCUUCCUCGGGAUGGCGUUGCUGGCCUUGUUGGGAUUGUUCCUCUGGCUCCUCUUUUUCUUCAUCGUCCUCGGUUUGUUCUUCGUCAUCGGUCGCUCCGGGGGUUCAGGUACGAGCGUGGUGCCGGCGUCCGGGUCCAAAGUCCUCUGUAUCAAAGCUCUUCAGCAGUCCAAUAUAGCUAACCGAGGCUCCCACUCCAGCCACAACUGCGCAAUCGUCCCAGCCUGCUGCGACAUCACUGGCCCCUUGACGGUCGUCUGGCCCUGUCAACCGACACUUGCAAUGGGUGUGGCGCCGUGGGCUACUAAGCUAAAGCGCCAUCGUGUGGUGGGUCAAACGCCUCGGUGCCUCGGUAUGCCCUCGCACCCACUUCGCAUCCACUUCUGCAACCUCGGCGACCGUCACGAUACCUCGAAGCGACCCAUCUCAGAUCCGCAACGUCAUUUUGGCCGCGGAGAAGUCUUGUUAGUCACCAUCACCGGCUUCGUUACAGGCUGUCGUCCAAAUAAGCUCCUUGAACCUGCAUACGUACAGGCUGCUGUCUAA
Ilyonectria robusta is the source of this 549-nucleotide messenger RNA. RefSeq lists its product as uncharacterized. The transcript has 2 exons. Bases 1 to 549 code for a protein of 182 amino acids. The record is from RefSeq and is a predicted model, not a curated record. Lineage: Eukaryota; Fungi; Ascomycota; Sordariomycetes; Hypocreales; Nectriaceae.